AUGGCUUUGAAGGCCACUACUGCAUGCACUUAUGUUGUUGCUCUACUCCUUUGUCUCAACAUGCUUCCUGUACCAUAUAUACUGAGCUCCACAUACAUCCCUGUAGUCCCAGACCCAUUAGUGCCCUAUCAAAAGGGUACAUGUCCUAUAGAUGCAGUUAAGUUGGGGAUGUUGUUGAACAUGGUCAAUGUUAAAUUGGGGUCACUACCAACCCUCCCAUGCUGCAGCCUCAUUAAGGAUCUGGCUGAUCUUGAAGUUGAUGCUGUUAGAUAA
Molecule: messenger RNA, 273 nt
Organism: Sphenostylis stenocarpa
Lineage: Eukaryota; Viridiplantae; Streptophyta; Magnoliopsida; Fabales; Fabaceae
Source: the annotation of a GenBank genome assembly